AUCCGAUAUGAGGUCCAAGCGGGAAAGAGCCCAUCUUAGUUUUCCUCACUCGAUCUCCCAAACACCAAUAGUCUGCUUAGAGCAUCGGAAGUGCUUAGAAGAUGACUGAUGCGAUCAAAAAAGUAUUUGCCUUUAAAAAGGCAGAGGGCCAACCAGCGUUCGUCACGUUUGUGACCGCAGGGUAUCCUACCAAAGAUGCCACCGUACCGAUUCUGCUUGCUAUGGAGGCAGGUGGAGCAGAUAUCAUUGAGUUGGGAAUGCCGUUCACGGACCCUAUUGCCGAUGGGCCUGUCAUUCAGGAUUCCAAUACCAUUGCAGUCCAAAAUGGCAUUGACUACACGACGACACUAGAAAUGCUUCGUGAGGCACGUCAAAAAGGACUCAAAGCACCUGUACUUCUCAUGGGUUACUAUAAUCCGAUUCUCGCUUAUGGCGAAGUUAAAGCGGUCCAGGAUGCCCUUGAGGCAGGGGCAAAUGGCUAUAUUAUGGUGGACCUCCCUCCGGAGGAGGCAGUAAAGUUCAGACAACUAUGCUUAGCAAAUGGUUUAUCUUACGUGCCACUGAUUGCCCCAUCCACAUCACUGGCGAGAGUCGAGUUUUUGGCUUCCAUCGCCGACACGUUUAUUUACAUCGUUUCUAAGAUGGGAACGACCGGCUCGAGUGCCGAUAAGUCAAUGAACUCGUCCCUUCCCGAUCUGAUCUCCCGUGUCCGAGCAUACACACCAGUUUCACUUGCAGUCGGGUUUGGCGUGUACAACCGUCAACACUUCGAGACCGUCGUUGAUGCGGGCGCCGAUGCCGUAGUUGUUGGUAGCCGGUUCGUGGGCAUCAUCAGGGAGGCCGGACCACAUCUGCCCAAUAUCACCAAAGUGGUUACCCAGCACUGCUCCGAGCUCACUUUGCACGGUCAACCCAAAACAUCAAGGACGCUGUCACCCACAGUUAACUCCCAGAUCGGGGAAACACUUGUUGACUGUUUGAUUGAACUGGAGGCCGCGCAUAAGGCCGCGCUGGCUGACCCAGAGUUCUGGAAGGAGUUCGAAAGUUUCUACGGGUAUAUCAAUCGACCAAGCCAGCUUUAUGAAGCUAAAAGGCUAUCUGAGAUCACUGGUGGGGCUAGAAUUUGGCUUAAACGGGAAGACUUGAAUCACACUGGCUCACACAAGAUCAAUAACGCCAUCGGUCAAAUCAUCCUGGCUAAACGCAUCGGGAAGACGCGUAUCAUUGCAGAGACUGGUGCUGGACAGCACGGUGUGGCGACCGCUACUGCAUGCGCCAAGUUUGGUCUUGAGUGUGUCGUUUACAUGGGCGCUGAAGACGUGCGCAGGCAGGAGCUCAACGUGUUCCGUAUGCAAAUGUUAGGUGCCACGGUUGUCCCCGUAAAGUCAGGGUCUCAAACUCUCAAGGAUGCGAUCAAUGACGCCUUCAGAGAUUGGGUGACCAAUCUCUCAAACACACACUAUCUUGUUGGCUCCGCCAUUGGGCCUCAUCCAUUCCCUACCAUCGUACGAGACUAUCAGCGGGUCAUCGGGCGCGAGAUCAAGUCUCAGUUCGUCGAAGCUGUUGGGAAACUUCCCGAUGUUAUCGUUGCUUGUGUUGGAGGCGGCAGCAAUUCCAUUGGAGCUUUUUAUGACUUCAUCGAGGAAGAGGGUGUUCGACUUGUGGGUGUCGAGGCAGGAGGAGAUGGUGUCAACACGAACCGUCAUAGCGCCACUCUAUCUCUCGGAACUCCAGGUGUCCUUCAUGGCGUACGAACCUACCUCCUGCAGUCUCCUACAGGUCAGAUCGUCGAAACUCAUUCCGUGAGCGCUGGUUUGGAUUACCCUGGGGUUGGGCCCGAGCAUGCGUGGCUUAAGGACUCAGGUCGAGCGGAGUAUAUGGUCGCGAACGAUGAGGAAGCUCUACGUGGUUUCCGCUUGUUGACGCAGAGUGAGGGUAUCAUACCGGCCCUGGAGUCCGCUCAUGCGAUCUGGGGUGCGGUCCAAGUGGCCAAAACACUACCUAAGGACAAGAACAUUGUAGUGUCUCUCUCUGGACGAGGGGAUAAGGAUGUGGAACAAAUUUCAAGGCUUCUUCCUGGAAAAUGGGCUGACAUCCUGGACUGGCACCCAAAUGUGAUGCCCAAAUGACGCCUUCCUUGCUCUGCAGUGGAAUAUAGACUUCUUUUGCACACGAUAUAGCUUCAAUCACUGCGUUACUGUAUAAGUAGGAAAUGACAUCUACAAAUAAUGCGAAGGCGACGUAUACGUGUGUC
Cantharellus anzutake is the source of this 2254-nucleotide messenger RNA. RefSeq names its product bifunctional tryptophan synthase TRP1. Bases 102 to 2129 code for a protein of 675 amino acids. Gene Ontology annotation, biological process: L-tryptophan biosynthetic process. Gene Ontology annotation, molecular function: tryptophan synthase activity. The transcript has 14 exons. The record is from RefSeq and is a predicted model, not a curated record. Gene Ontology annotation, cellular component: cytoplasm. NCBI's taxonomy places the organism in Eukaryota, Fungi, Basidiomycota, Agaricomycetes, Cantharellales, Hydnaceae.